AAACAGCGUGCCCUCUAUUUCUUCACCGUCAUGUUCCAUAUCUCAAACAACGGAUGCAAAUUAUCGCGGAGUAAUGCGCGCAUCGCGGGAUAGAAAGGCCAGACUGAAUGUCUACCCCGCAUCUCGCUCAGCUCUCUGCCUCCCCUGGGUCGAGGCUGUCAAUCUGGCCUGCCUGGACCUUGGGAGAACACGGAUAGAAGAGCAUGUCAGCUGAACCUACCCCCGAGUUCUUCUAUUUACUCAUCCGACCACCAACAUACGGUUCCUCCGGAUUACCACACUGCUCCUCGUUCCAUCCCUCGGUGUCCUUUUGUAUCGAUACCACACAACCAUGGCGAUGAAACCCACGAUCGUGAUUGGGGGAGGAUUGGCCGGGCUGAGUGCCGCGCACACGCUUUUGGAGCGGGGUCAGACCGUACUAUUGCUGGAUAAGAAGCCGUCACUGGGCGGCAACUCCGUGAAAGCGAGCUCGGGCAUCAACGGCGUGUACACCAAGGCACAGAAAGAUGCCGGCGUCGUCGAUAGCGUCGACGCAUUCGCGGCGGACACGACCACCUCCGCAGGCUCGCUCGCUCAGCCCGAUCUCAUCGCCGCGCUCACGGGAAGCAGCGCCGCGGCCAUCUCGUGGCUGACGGACACAUUCGGCGUGGAUCUGUCCAUCGUCGCGCGGCUCGGCGGGCAGUCUGCUGCGCGCACGCACCGCGACAAGGGCGGUGCCCCCGGGUAUGCGAUCACGGGCGCGUUGAUGAAGGCGCUCGAGGCCGCCGGUGCAGCGAAAGUCACGAUCGUGAAGAACGCGCGGGUGGUGAAACUGGUAGAGAGCAGUGACCGCGUUGUGGGUGUCGAGUACGAGGUCGGGGGCGAGACCAAAACCGCGGAAGGCAGCGGUGUCAUUCUCGCCACUGGUGGAUAUGCGGCAUCGUUCUCCCCGGGGAGCCUGCUUGCCACACAUCGCCCGGACCUCCUGGCCCUGUCAACGACCAACGGGGAUCACGCGACCGGAGACGGCAUCGCUCUGGCGACCUCACUCGCCGCUUUGCCAGCUGGCACGAUCCACCUCGACCAAGUGCAGGUCCACCCGACCGGCUUCGUCGACCCGAAGGAUCCCGGUGCCCGCACCAAGUUCCUCGCCGCCGAAGCCCUGCGCGGAGCGGGUGGCCUGCUGAUCGAUAAGGACGGCCGGCGGUUCGUGGACGAGAUGGAGAAGCGGGAUGUCGUCACGGCGGCGAUGCAGCGUAUUGAGCAGGCGGGCCAGGGUCCGAUCAGAUUGCUUCUGGGCGUGGGCGCUGCGGCUGAAGUCAAGAAACACUGCAAGCGACUUUUAUGUCUUCAAAGGCCUGAUGAAGCCGUAUCCGAACGCGGAAAGCUUCUCGCAGGACACGGGGGUACCGUUGGCAAAUCUGCUAGAUACCUUCGCGGCACACGGAACAGGAAGCGAUCCUUUCGGCAAAACCGUGUUCCACAACGCAAGCUACAGCGCAGACGAAGCACUCCACGUCGCGAUCACCACGCCAGUCGUACACUACACCAUGGGCGGGCUGGCCGUCGAUUGCGAGGCCCGCGUGUUGUCGGACAAGGACCGGGCGCCUAUCCCCGGCCUCUGGGCGGCGGGCGAAGUCAUCGGAGGCGUCCACGGCAGCAACCGACUCGCGGGAUCGUCUCUGCUCGAGGCUGUCGUGUUCGGCCGGAUCGCCGGCCGGUGUGCGUGAGGGCCGCACGAUCGACCUGUGGCGCGGGUUGGGUCCGACGGACAGAAGAAGCUGCAGGAAUCGUCUGGGGCGAUGCAGUCACGGCUAAUGGACAACAUAUCAUAUCAAGCAUGUCGUCGUAUUCACGUCAACUUUGCUUCCACCCAGACUAGGAGGUUGAGGAACGUGCAUACAGUGCACCUUGGACUUGGCCGCACCGGUCCAGCGCCGAUUCUCCCAGCGCGGAGCAAUCUGUCUUGCUGAGCGGCUAUCGGUCCUGAGGGAGAGAUUUGGAUAUAACACGUGUGGGGCGGGACCCUCUCAUGCCUGCAAGGACUGUCCAUUCGGAGCCGGUAGUCCCAGUGCGGGGCUCUUCUCUGUCUUGUUUUGCAUAGGCCCAAGCCACUGUUCUGUGUGCUUGAGUUUGAAACCCAGGUUGGUCGUUGAAGAUGAUACGAUGCUUCGACCUGACUUUGGGUUCCGCAAACGAGCAGCGGCAAAAUACUAGCCCACCGCGGGGGUCGAACCCGCAGCCUUGAGAUACCACAGUCUUGCAAGAGAUAAGAGUCUCACGCUCUACCGAUUGAGCUAGACAGGCACUGAC
Mycena citricolor is the source of this 2292-nucleotide messenger RNA. Lineage: Eukaryota; Fungi; Basidiomycota; Agaricomycetes; Agaricales; Mycenaceae. The record is from the annotation of a GenBank genome assembly.